Messenger RNA from Amphimedon queenslandica, 1615 nucleotides. RefSeq names its product major facilitator superfamily domain-containing protein 1-like. Gene Ontology annotation, molecular function: transmembrane transporter activity. Bases 12 to 1493 code for a protein of 493 amino acids. The transcript has 2 exons. The record is from RefSeq and is a predicted model, not a curated record. Gene Ontology annotation, biological process: transmembrane transport. NCBI's taxonomy places the organism in Eukaryota, Metazoa, Porifera, Demospongiae, Haplosclerida, Niphatidae.
UUUAUACAAAGAUGCGAAGGCUGAAGUUGCAAGAAGAUGGUGCAAUAGAUCUUCAUGAUAAUAAUAAUAAAGUAGGUGUGGCCAAUGACAACUUUGAUGGUAUUGCACAAGCAAGCACAAUUUCUGAUGCUACUGAUAUUAACAUUGAUGAAUUAUGCAAAGAGGAUAGCACUGAUGUACAUAAAGCAAAACAAUCAUGUCCUAUUUUUAGCAAAAAUAAAUGCUGCAAGAUUUUCAUAGUCUUCCUAAUGUGCUGCAUCGUUUUCUCUACCUACGUUUUACUAGAGUUGCCAGUCGGCAUGGCAAAGACUAUCAUAGAGGUUAUGCAACUAACAACAACACAAUACAACGUCCUCUAUUCUUUAUUUUUUCUGCCAACAAUACUCCUUGCGCCAGUUGGAGGACUUAUCACGGAUAAGUUUAGAGCUGAGAGAUCUCUGCCAAUGUUUCUUUUGUCGUGCUGUUUGGGGCAGAUUUUAUUAAGUAUUGGUAGUUUUCUGGGUCAUUAUUGGUUGAUGAUUGUCGGUAGAGUGUUGACUGGUGCUGGAGGAAUGGUAUUCGUAUGUCUCUCCUCAUACAUUGCAUCUUUCUUCACCAGACACAUUAACCUGAUGAAUGGGAUACUACUAGGAACUGCAAGACUAGGUGCUACACUCUCCGUCAAUUUAAACAGUCAAUUUUACUCUUCGUUAAGCUCACAUGCAACCAAUCAUCAUACAAGACUAGGUAUUGUCCUACUGCUAAGUGUUGUACUGAUUCUCAUUGCUUUCAUCUGCUCUCUGCUCCUAUGGUACACACGCAGAUAUGUUAAACCAGCAUUAUAUAAAAGGCGAAGUGUUACAUGUAACUAUCGCAACUGGUCUUGCCCUUCACUUUACUUUGUGGUACUAGCAUUAGUUGCUGGUGUCUUCUAUGCUGCUGUAUUGACUCCAACUUCAGUUGGUGAGCUGUACUAUAUGCAUAAGUACAGGAUCAGCCUCGCCAUAUCAAACCUAAUUAAUAGUUUUGUUCACAUCCUUCCUGUUUUCCUAUGCCCACUAUUUGGUUUAAUCAUCAAUCAAGUUGGAUACAAUCCAGUAUGGAUACUCAUUGCUGUGUUGACUGGUACUCUCAGUCAUUUCUUAUUAGCAUACAGCAAUGACAGUCAAUCCUAUGCUUACAUUGGGUCUUUCAUUGGAGGAGCUUCAUACUCAAUGUUCACCUCAUCAAUAUGGCCCAUGGUCUCACUGAUAGUGAAGCCAGAGUUCAUUGGACUUGGCUAUGGGAUUCAACAAGCAGUUAUAAGUUGUUUUCAAGUGCUAGUGGCAUCCACCGUUGGAUCUGUAGCUGAUAAUUAUGGAUAUUUUAUGGUCCAGCUGUAUUACAUUGCACUCUCAAUGAUUUCGCUUUCAUUAGUGCUGCUCUUAAACAUGAUAGACUACACUAGUCAUCGUGAAAAAAGAGUCAAUAUGUCUAAGACCAAACGAAAACUUCGAAAUAAAGAGAAGCUCUAAAACCAAGCUGUGAGAGAACGAGUGAGUCUUUUUACACAAUAAAUAUAAUUGUAAUGAAUGAAAUUUUGAGUUAAUUUACACUAAGUUUUUGAAGUUGAGCUACUAAUAUUUGAUUUACUCUU